This is a messenger RNA of Diaporthe amygdali, 675 nucleotides long. RefSeq lists its product as uncharacterized. NCBI's taxonomy places the organism in Eukaryota, Fungi, Ascomycota, Sordariomycetes, Diaporthales, Diaporthaceae. The coding region runs from base 1 to 675 and encodes 224 amino acids. The record is from RefSeq and is a predicted model, not a curated record. The transcript has 3 exons.
AUGUCACUCUCUUGGAGGAAUUGUUGCAAGGCAGGGACUGUGGAAGCGGACUGGAAUGACCUCUGGCUUCUGUUGGCAAAGGGAGGCGGAGUGAGCCGUGGCUCAGUCUUUACCCAGUUGCUCAGUGCCUUCAACCAAGCAUCGGUCAAUGCACAGGAGCAAUUUUGUGCCCUCAAUCCUGUACCUCCUGUUGAAUGUCUGUACGAGACGCAGAAGACAUCAGUCGCGGGAACGAAACGUACUGUUGUCUCACCAGCUUCAGCCGGCUUGAUCAGACGGGCGGAGCCUAUGUUGAACGUAGACCAUCGGACGAUCUGCAGAUUCCCAGACAUGUACGACCCGGGUUAUAUGCAGGUGCUGAACUGCCUAGACAAGAUCCGAAAGUGUCUAGUGAUGUCCAAGACGGAGCAGCAUGGGCUUCAUAACGAUAACUCUGCCAGCCCCGUCCUUGCAGAAGGUAUCCGGGGUGGUAACGCGGUCGGCGGAAAUGCAAUGAGUAAUUCUCCAGGCAGCAACGCAGAGGGUGGAUCGGCUGCUGGUGGGGACAUCGAAGUAUCAUCUCCCUCUUACCGUGGCGGGUUUCCGCUGGUGGGAGGCAAUGGCACAGGAGGAAACGCGGUCGGUAGCAGAGCGGUCGGAGGCACUGCGGUUGGCGGGAGUGUGCGAUGGGGGUGA